Molecule: messenger RNA, 3967 nt
Organism: Pimephales promelas (fathead minnow)
Lineage: Eukaryota; Metazoa; Chordata; Actinopteri; Cypriniformes; Leuciscidae
Source: RefSeq, a predicted model, not a curated record
UCCAGGCGGUAGUGGUAAACAUAGCUGUCAAACAACAUCAUCGACGCCAUUUCGACAACAGCCUUAAAAUGGCAGCAAAAUACAGAGCGAUGAUCGCUCUUUACUAAAUAAGAAGCGACGCGAUCGCGAAUUCAAACGCGCUUUAACGGACUUUCGCGCCGAGAAGAUGGACAUUAGCACGGCCGUGUUUAACGCGGCGAGAGACGGAAAACUGAAACUCAUCCAGAAGUUGCUGAGCAACAAGAGCGCGGAGGAGCUGGAGGCUCUGGCGGAGGAGAAGACGCAGGGCGGCACGCCACUGCUCAUCGCGGCGCGCUACGGGCACCUGGAGGUGGUGGAGUACCUGCUGGAACACUGCAGGGCUGGCGUGGAGGUCGGGGGAUCUGUUAACUUCGACGGUGAGACGAUCGAGGGCGCUCCGCCGCUGUGGGCCGCGUCGGCCGCCGGGCACCUGCCGGUCGUGAAGUCUUUAUUGGGUCACGGGGCCUCCGUCAACAACACCACCCUCACCAACUCUACCCCGCUGCGGGCCGCCUGCUUCGACGGACACCUGGAGAUCGUGCGCUACCUGGUGGAGCACCACGCUGACAUGGAGGUGGCGAACCGGCACGGGCACACCUGCCUGAUGAUCUCCUGCUACAAGGGCCACCGAGACAUCGCUAAGUUCCUCCUGGAGCGAGGAGCUGACGUCAACCGCAAGAGCGUGAAGGGCAACACGGCUCUGCACGACUGCGCCGAGUCCGGGAGCCUGGAGAUCAUGAAGAUGCUCCUUAAGUGUGAGGCGCGCAUGGAGCGGGAUGGCUACGGGAUGACCCCACUGCUCGCCGCUAGCGUCACCGGACACACCAACAUCGUGGAGUAUCUGGUGCACCAGCCGCGGCCGAGUAGGGAGGAGCGCAUCGACGCACUGGAGCUUCUCGGAGCCACAUUUGUGGACAAGAAGCGCGAUCUGCUGGGCGCAAUGCGCUACUGGCGGAGAGCGAUGGAGCUGCGGACGGCGGGCGAGAAGGCGGGUGGCUACUUGGCGAAACCAACUCCGGGGCCACCGGUGCCAGCGUAUGAGUGUGCGCGUGAGGUUAGCACGGCGGAUGAGCUAGAGGCACUAAUCACGGAUCCAGACGAGAUGCGCAUGCAAGCGCUGCUUAUCCGCGAGCGCAUCCUUGGGCCGUCGCACCCAGACACCUCCUACUACAUCCGCUACCGUGGCGCCGUCUACGCCGACUCGGGGAACUUUCAGCGCUGCAUUAGCCUGUGGAAGUACGCGUUAGACAUGCAGCAGAGCAACCUGGACCCGCUUAGCCCGAUGACGGCUAGCAGCUUCCUCUCGUUCGCCGAGCUCUUCUCCUUCGUGUUGCAGGACCGCGCUAAAGGCACGUUAUGCACCCGCGUCACCUUCCAGGACCUAAUGGGUGUGCUAGGGAAGAGCGUGCGCGAGGUGGAGCGCGCCGUAGCGCAGCGCGACAGUCCACCUGAGGCGCCGCAGUUCACCAAAGCGCUGUCCAUCAUCCUACACCUGCUGUUCCUGCUGGAGAAGCUGGACUGCGCUCCGGAGCAAGAGCACCUCAAGCGGCAGACUGUGUACCGGCUGCUAAAGCUAAACCCGCGCGCGCGGAGCGGCUACACGCCACUGCACAUGGCCGUGGACAAGGACACCACAUCAGUGGGGCGCUACCCAGUCGGGCGGUUCCCGUCGCUAGCCGUGGCGAGCCUGCUACUUGAGUGCGGGGCGGACGUCGACUCACGCGACUGCGAGAACAACACACCUCUACACGUAUCCGCUGCUAACGGCUGCCCCGAGAUCAUGGCGGCGCUAAUCCGAGCCGGCGCUCACUUCGACGCCACCAACGCGCAGCACAAGACUGCGUACGAGCUGCUGGACGAGCAGAGCAGCGGACGACACGCACUACACCCGCUAAGCUACGUCACGCUACAGUGCCUAGCCGCGCGAGCCAUCGAGAAACACAGACUUCCCUACAAAGGGCUGAUCUCAGAGGAGAUGGAGGCGUUCAUCGAGCUGCACUGACACACACGCUACUACGCACACGAUCCAUGCAAUAAUCCCGGCGUCAGCGCGCGGACUCAGAGAUAGCGCUGGGACGAGCCCUGGUCUCUGAUUGGUUGCUAUUCUUUGAUUGACAGGACAGUCCGAUGCAAAUUGAAAUGCAAAAGCAAAACGUUUUCUAUCAGACUCCAUUAACGUCAUGACGCGUUCAUCUUCCCGUCGGCGAUCCUGAAGGACUCGGUGCCAAAACUAGCCUUACAUCAUCAUCUUUUCUAACGUGUGAUUUUAAUGUUUUUAUUGAAUGACUCUUUCAUCUGGGGAGUGACUGUAAUAUAUUUAACUCUGCACUUUAUCCACCCUUCAUUGCUGGCGUUACGUUGAUAUCUAUGCAGUUUACGAGCGGAGGAGCGCUGGAGUGGCAGACCUGCCGUUGGGGUUAGGGUUAAGCUUCAUGCAUCGUAGUCUUAUUCUGAUUGCCUUUAAGUUUAUUUCUUCUCGGUGAGAUUUGGAAUGGCUGUUUUUGUGUCGUUGUUGUAAAUGCCUCCCAAAUGAAAGCACUUUGAAAAUGUUUAACACUUUGUUUAAAACCAGAGACUUCAGAAACUGAUUUGUUUAAUUUAAGACGGUUUACUACGAGACUAAAGGUGGGUGGCGAUGCCUGAAUAAACUCAAGUGUCCCAUCAAGCUGUUGUUCUGGCGGCUCGUCUGUUGGUGUCCUGCGACGUCUCUCUCGUGGGUCGCGGGGUCACGGGGUCACUCACGGGUAUUCCUACAGUUAAUGUCAAAACAUGUUCAGGGCUUCAGUUUGUGUCAUGAUGAAACGCGUUGAGUUCAGUUCACUAAACCAAAGUUAGUGUUCGGGUCUUAUUUAUUUGAAUACAGUCAUCAACAUUUAGGACAGGAACGGCUAAUGUUCAAAAUUCAUAGCAGUUUUGAUCCACUGAUCCAUGUUGAUGACUAUUUUUAAUUAGCUUUGUGUAAAUUUUAGUUAAACUUUUAGUAAUUUAGUUAUGUGCUUUUUCAUUGUAUUAGUUUUUUUUUACUAAUAGUUAAUAGAUUUUAAGUAUUGCUUUUGCCAAGUUAUUGUCAAGGCAAGAUCUCUUGAUCAAAAAUAUACAUUUUAUUUUAGCUUUAUUUAAAUUAACCAUAAUAUUAAAUGUCUUUUUAUAACAAAUAACCCUUUAUGACUUCUAACCGUUCAUCACUACAGGAAAAGAACAAUCAGAAAAAUCAAUGAUUUUCGUUGUUUUCUAAAAGUAAGUUAUGAUAGUAAGUACGCAUCAUGCUAUCUGUGCUUUAAUGUAUUCUGACUUUGAUUGACAGGUUUUCAUCAUCACUGCAUUACAGGACGAAGGCCUCAUUUCUUUAAUGCCAAAUUUAGUCCCCGUUUGAAUAUUUUGUAAUAUUGAUUGUGGGAUGAAACAUGAUAUUUCUGAAGCUGAAUCUCGAGCACUGAAGGUUAGUAGUGUCUUAUUUUUGUGUUUUGAGGAAAUGUUUUCUCUGGUUGCUGACGAACCGUGUCGCGUUCACACACACCGUGUCCGUGUACACUACUCAACAUUUGAAGUGGAUUGAAAGCUAUACAUGAAUUUUGAACAAUACCGUUCUUGUGUUAGGACAACUUUGAUGGCCUUUUUAUAUCCACUUUAGAUGCUGACUCCUGUGUCAUGUGGCCCAGUGUAAAUCUGUUGUUUCGUUUGUAAAAGUCUCAGAAAUAUGUCAAAGCUGUUCGUGUUGAUUUAUGUUCUCUCCUGUGGUCAGUGGAAGGCCGGUCAUGUAUUCUCCAGAAACCCGAUCGCUGAUAGAAAUAGCCUUGAGUCGCGGGUCUAUUUCAGGUCCCGGUCCCGUAAGCGGAUCCGUCAGACCGGGACGAUCUGCAGACGGAUCUCACGAUGAAAGGUUCAUGAUCUCCAUGUGCUGUAGAAACCAGUAUUACCAGUGUAAAUAAAGCAGGAUUGGAGUUUA